Messenger RNA from Nerophis ophidion (straightnose pipefish), 1873 nucleotides. RefSeq names its product gastrula zinc finger protein XlCGF8.2DB-like. NCBI's taxonomy places the organism in Eukaryota, Metazoa, Chordata, Actinopteri, Syngnathiformes, Syngnathidae. Gene Ontology annotation, biological process: regulation of transcription by RNA polymerase II. Bases 158 to 1234 code for a protein of 358 amino acids. Gene Ontology annotation, cellular component: PcG protein complex; transcription regulator complex. The record is from RefSeq and is a predicted model, not a curated record. The transcript has 2 exons. Gene Ontology annotation, molecular function: RNA polymerase II cis-regulatory region sequence-specific DNA binding; DNA-binding transcription factor activity, RNA polymerase II-specific.
UGGCGGACUGAACGGCUGUGGCUGACAGAAAAAGUUGAAAAUUGACGCAAUAUGGAUUCUCAAACAUGCUAUUUUUUUUUGUAAUGCCCACGAAAUAAAAUUUGAGUUUGGAGCGAUGGAGUGUUAGCUGAAGUGAAGAUUGAAGACGUGAUAGAAGAUGGACGACUACUGCUAUGCUAAGAUGGCGACGUCAUGUCAAAGAGAAAGUGAAAGAGAAUCAGCAACUUUCAGCAAAUCACCAACGGAGAUAAAGACUAACACCGAGGAUAAAGAUGUCCAGCAGCUGAUUGGUCAUCCAGAAGAACUUCUUCCUCUGUCAAGGGGUAGCUCUAUUUUUAAGCACGAGGUUCCUCAGCCCCCCCACUUUAAAAAGGAAGAGGAGGAACUCUGCAUCACUCAGGAGGGAGAGUGUCUUCUAGGACGAGAGGAAGCUGAUUACACCAAGUUUCCACUGACUAUUGUCUCUGUGAAGACUGAAGAUGAUGAAGAGAAACCACAACUCUUAUCUCCACUAUCAGUUAGUGAGGCUGAAGACGAGGUUGAAGUAACUUUGAGCAGCGAUACAGACUGUGAAGGCGAUAUGAGGACUCACACUGAUAACAAACACUCUGGAUGCUCUAAAAAGAAGACAGCUAAUAAACACUUAAGCUGCUCAUUUUGUGCGAAACUCUUUACGCACAUGGGUAAUUUUACAAACCACAUGAGAACGCACACAGGAGAAAAACCUUUUAACUGUUCAGUUUGUGCGAAAAUCUUUACGCACAAGGGCAAUUUUACAAACCACAUGAGAACGCACACAGGAGAAAAACCUUUCAAUUGUUCAGUUUGUGGUAAAAACUUCACUCAAAGUGCCCAUUUGAUGGAACACGCGAGAACACACACGGGAGAAAAGAAAUUUAGCUGUUCAGUUUGUGGCAAAAGAUGUAAUAACAAAAGCCACUUGACCGAACACAUGAAAACACACACAGGCGAAAAACCAUUUAUUUGUUCAGUUUGUGGUAAAAGCUUUAUUCAAAAAAGCCACUUGACCGAACACAUGAAAACACACACUGGGGAAAAACCCUUUAGUUGUUCAGUUUGUGGCAAAAGAUGCACUAAAAAGACUCACUUGACCGAACACAUGAAAACACACACAGGCGAAAAACCCUUUCAUUGUUCAGAUUGUGGUAAAAGCUUCAGUAAAAAGUGCAAUUUGACUCAACACAAGAAGGCACACGGGAGAAAAAACAUUUAAUUCAAUCAAUCAAUCAAUCAAUGUUUACUUAUAUAGCCCUAAAUCACUAGUGUCUCAAAGGGCUGCACAAACCACAACACAAACCACUACCACAUCCUCGGUAGGCCCACAUAAGGGCAAGGAAAACUCACACCCAGUGGGACGUCGGUGAUAAUGAUGACUAUGAGAACCUUGGAGAGGAGGAAAGCAAUGGAUGUCGAGCGGGUCUAACAUGAUACUGUGAAAGUUCAAUCCAUAAUGGAUCCAACACAGUCGCGAGAUGCCAGUCCAAAGCAGAUCCGACACAGCAGCGAGAGUCCCGUUCACAGCGGAGCCAGCAGGAAACCAUCCCAAGCGGAGGCGGAUCAGCAGCGCAGAGAUGUCCCCAGCCUAUACACAGGCGAGCAGUACAUGGCCACCGGAUCGGACCGGACCACCUCCACAAGGGAGAGUGGGACAUAGGAGAAAAAACAAAAGAAAUGGCAGAUCAACUGGUCUAAAAAGGGGGUCUAUUUAAAGGCUAGAGUAUACAAAUGAGUUUUAAGGUGAGACUCAAAUGCUUCUACUGAGGUGGCAUCUCGAACUGUUACCGGGAGGGCAUUCCAGAGUACUGGAGCCCGAAAUGAAAACGCUCUAUAGCCCGCAGACUUUUUUUGGGCU